Messenger RNA from Cetraspora pellucida, 2189 nucleotides. NCBI's taxonomy places the organism in Eukaryota, Fungi, Glomeromycota, Glomeromycetes, Diversisporales, Gigasporaceae. The record is from the annotation of a GenBank genome assembly.
AUGUCUGCAGAUGCAUAUCAUCGUUUCACUGCCCAAGAAUCUGACUGGGGUUUUGGAAAAUUUUAUGACCAAAAUGACUUAUUUACCCCAACUGAUGACCGAACUCAUCCGCUAAUUGAAAAUGACGCUUGUAACAUUACGGCACUAGUCCGUAUUAUUGAAGAUCCAACUGGGACACUAUGGUCUGAUAGGAAAUAUUCUCCUGGAUAUAUUGGCUUAAAAAAUCUAAAAGUAAAUACCUUCUUAAAUUCAGUAAUACAAUCACUCUACUUUAUAAAAUAUUUUCGCAAGGCUGUUUAUCAACUUCCCAUGGAAAAUGAUAAAUCAGCAAAAAGCAUUGCUUCAGCUUUACAGCGAAUUUUUUACAAAUUAAACGUUUCAGAUUCUUCAGUUCAAACAACAGAAUUAGUAAAAUUUUUUGGAUGGAAUAUAUUUCUCACGAGUGAUGUUCGAAAGUUCAUUGGUGUACUGCGAGAUAAUGUUGAAGAUAAAUUAAAGAACACAAAAGCAGAAGGCACAAUUUCUAAACUUUUUAGUGGCAAGAUGAAAACUUACAUUAAAUGUAUUAACGUAGAUUGUGAAUCCUUACAUAUUGAAGAUUACUAUGAUAUUCAACUUAAUGUUAAAGGAUGUAAAACUUUAGAUGAUUCUUUUAUGAAAUUUAUGCAAGAAAAUUUAGAAGGAGAUAAUAUGUAUAAUGCUGAAGGUUAUGGUUUGCAAGCGGCUAAAAAAAGUACAAUCUUUGAAAGUUUUCCACCUGUAUUGCACAUACAUUUGAAUCGGUUUGAGUAUGAUGUGCAGAAUAAUACUAUGGUCAAGAUAAAUGAUCGUUACGAAUAUCCCAUGGAAAUUGAUUUACAAAAAUAUUUGGCUCCAGAUCCGGAUAAGUCAAAAUCACACAAAUACUUAUUACAUGGUGUACUUGUUCAUAGUGGUUCGAAUAAACAUAAUUGUCGGUAUUAUGCAUUGUUAAGACCUGAAAGGAAUCAUAGAUGGAUAAAGUUUGAUGGAAUUCGUGUUACACCAGUAUCAGUCAAAGAUGUACUUGAAAAUAAUUACGGUGGCGAUGGUUCCACGUAUAAUAAUGCAUAUUUGUUAGUGUAUAUUCGCGAGCCUGAUGUCAAUGAGAUAUUAUCAUCAAUACUUCCUGAAGAUCUCCCAAAACAUUUGUGCGACGAAGAAAAGACUUCAUGGGAACAGAGAAAAAAAGCAUUAACAGAAAGCAUUUCAUAUAUGCAAAUAUGGGUCUUAAAUGAGGACACGUUUAAAAACCACACAGGAUUUGACCUUGCCAACUUUGAUGAUAAGCAAUAUCCAUUAUCUGAAGUUUUUCAACUUAAAUAUUUAAAAAAAGACACCUACGGUGAUUUUAAGACAACGAUCGCUACAAAGUUUGGAAUUCCUACCAAUAAAAUAAGGUUCUGGGUAAUGGUAACUCUACAAAAUAAAACUGUUAGACCUCGUAAGCUUAUAACCGAUGAUUUUCUUGAUAAAUCGAUGGAAGAAGUCAAAACAAACCUAUCAGAGGGAGAUGAUGAAUUGAGAUUAUUUAUGGAAAUAUUGAAAAAACCAAUAGCAAUAAACAUCAAGAAAAAGCAACCAGCACGAACUGGCGAUAUGUUUAUUUUUCUUAAAUAUUUUAAUCCGGAUACACAGUCACUAGAAAGUCUUGGUCAUUUACAUGUUCAGAAAAACCGCAAAAUUAAUACUAUUUUUCCUAUUCUACAUAAAAAAAAGAAACUCCAAUCAAAUACGCCUUUAGAUAUAUAUGAGGAAGUCAAACCAGAUUUGAUCGAAAAGAAGAUACCUGAAUUAACUUUUAGCAAGUCCGAUAUGCAAGACGGUGAUAUAAUAUGUUUUCAAAAAACAUUGACGAAUAAAGAGAUUCAAGAUCAUGUUUCUACAGGUCGCAUCUAUAGUAUUCCUCAAUUUUAUGAAUCAUUAUUAAUGAAUAUCAUAGUUCAAUUUAAGUCAAAAUUUGGAUAUAAAGAUUUGAUACCUGAAUUUAGUCUGAUUUUAAAUAAGAAUAUGACAUAUGAAGCUGUAGCCAAUCAAGUCGCUGUUUAUCUUAACACCGAUCCCUCAAGAUUGCGAUUCACAUCAGUAUCAGGAAAAAGACCAAAAAAAAUUGAUAUUAACACACUAACUGAUCAAAAAUUGGCUGAAAUCUUAAACUUUUCAUCAUGCUU